CCUUGUGUUUUUAUUUAUUGUCCUUGAGCCAGAAUACUAUUAUUAAAACCCCAACACACCGCACAGGACAGAUGGUUUCACUAACGAUCAGCAGCCGCAGCGCUCAUUCGUUUAAAAUGAAGGGUGCCAAUAUUUAUUCUGCACCCCGCUGAAUUUCAUGCGCACGGUCACACGGGUACACUCCUGACCGUGCUUCUUCUCCUUCUCUGAAUAUCCCCUGGUCACGAUGAUGGGGUAUUUAACAAAAAAAAUCAGCUAGGAGGUAUAAUCCUGUACGAUGUAUCGAUUUGUCUAGUGGGGAAAAAUCUGAUGAAACCAAAGAUUGGAGUCUGAUCUUGCGUACACACUCUACUGCUCUCUGCAGUCUAAUUAAUGUUCACGUUCAACACGGUGAAGGUCGAGUUUAACGGAAGCUACGUGUUUCCUCUGAACAGUGUCCGGAGUGAACGUGUGUAAAACACUCCCUCCCUCCCUCUGUGUGUGUGUGUGCGUGUGUGUGUGUGUGUGUGUGUGUGGGGCUUCAGGCGUUUCCAUAUGUGUGUUUGGAGACAGCGCUCAGACUGAAGCUUUAAGUAUUUGUGUAUAAAAAUGGAAAUGAAAAAGCAUUGUGUGGGGAUAAAUUAGCCGCGUCGAUCGAUAUUCGCUCUGAUCACGUGAAAAAAAUUCAUCGUGUAGAAAUGACGUGAAACGAAAAUGUGUGUGUGGGGAAAAAAACGGCAUGGGUAAAUAAUUAAUCCUGUAAUAAGUGCAUGAAUAUAACUUAAUCUUUUGUAAAUAAUAAUAAUAAUAAUAAUAAUAAUAAUAAUUUAAAAGACGAACACGUGAGAAUAAAUGAACUGGGUAAGAAAAUAGAAAUCGUGACUAAAAAAAAUCUCACGUGAAAAUGAACUGGGGGAAAAAAAUCAACGGACUGUAGAAAUCACAAUAAAUAUCACAAUAAAUAUCACAAUAAAUACAUGUCACGUGUGAAAACAUUGUGAAUGCAAGUGUAGUGUAUAGAUCACACGUGAUCAUGGAUGAAACGUGUAAUAAGAAACGGUUUACACGUGAAACGUGUGUAAAAAAAACAACACCCCACGUGACUAUUCAGUGAGAACUCGGACACUGGGGUUCUGCGGGAACGAGACGCGUCUUUAUGAGACGGUGACGGUUUCCGGUGUCUCGCACGCGCUCCCUGCAGCGAGGCGCUUUAAUUGCAGUCAGAUGGAGGCGCGCGCGAAGCGUUCGACAGGGUCUCGUGUCGUGCUCGCGCAGUCUGAGUGAGUGUGAGUGUGUGUGUGUGUGUGAGAGAGAGAGAGUGAGGGGAACAGAUAACCGCAGCGCUUCACUAAAACGAUCAGUAAAAGAACAGUAAUAAUAAGUCGCUGAUAUUAAAGUGUCUGAGAGAAACCGCGGGGGUUUAUGGGACCGGAUCGACGCUCGCGCGCUGCGGGGGAAUGUUUCCUGUCACACAAUGCGACUUCUCCUCUUUUCUCUGCUGUUUACUUUCACAACAGGAUUGAACCCAUCAGAGGAGGAUCCCGCUCCAUCUCCAGUUCAGUACACGGGCACCAGCGUGGACUUUGCGUCUCCCUCUCGGGACGGUGCGACCGGCGUGACCCGCCGCGCGGACGUUUUGAGGUUCAGGAGCACGCACGCGCUCCAGACUGCGAGUGUACACCAGGGUGGAGAGUACGAUAAGACCGGACUCAGUGUUGUUCCACAGGAAAGCACACACAAUGGACAGGAAAAAGCUGGAGCCGUGACCUCCGACCUCGCCUACACCGCUCCGCCCUCGCUCACCGAUUCCAAACUCUCGUUUACCAAAAAAGAACGAGGCUCGAGUCUCUCCAGCGCUGAGUCACGAUGGCCAGGGCUUUCUGUGAACACGGCAGAGGACAUGCGUCCAGAAAAUGUCCCACGUGCGCCUACGGUCAGUCGAACUCAUUUCACUACUCCAUUAAAUGAAGCUUCAUUCACCGGGACUUCACUCGAGACUUCUGAAUCGCACGUGACCGACGGACGUGACGCGUCGGUGACGUCAUCAUCGUACGCGGCGGACGAGGGAAGCGAGAUGUCCGGGACUAAUGGCGUUUCUCGUCCUGACCGUACGAACCAAAACAACCCGGUUACUGAUGAAUCAAAUUUUCGAAGCGAGUCGGUGUCCGAGUUCAGGAGCGUCGCACGCAGGAGUUCGUCAGCGACCGCGGACACGGACGCGUCGGAGACCGAGACGGGCCGGACGAAUCGCUUACCCCCAUCGACUCGUAUUAACCAAAAUGCUUCCGAUCAUACGCUCUCGCCGCUUUUCGCCGAUUCGAGCGGCGUGACUGACGCUCCCGGAGCUUCGCUUUCACGUCAGAUCGACACGUCUACGCUUUCGGACACGUCUAAUCAUCAAGACGCUUCUGCUACUACUACUACUACUAGGGACGAGAAAAUGCCGGAGCGUUACUCGUACACUCCAAACACCGACUCCACACCGACCGAGUCCGAUGCUACACCGGCUUCACACACCGUCCACCGUGAGCACGCUACUGACCCACGGACGAACGGCACCGACGCGCAGCGCACGCCUUCCGAAAAGCUUCGCACGCAGUCGGGUUCGCCUUCGGGUUCCGUCACGUCGAGCGGACCGGACUUCGGCUCGUAUCCAGCAGACGCACUCGCUCGGGACGAUCCCGUCGACUCUACCACCGGCUUCCUUCUGUCCGUUCUCACGAGCCAGGGGAACGAUCCUACCACGACGGAGCUCGAGGAUCCGAUCACAACGCCGUGCAACACGACGGAUGGUGACGCGGACACAGAAACGAACACCAUGACAUCAGAUUCCAAUAAUCCUUCUCACGUGACGACUCGUAGCACGAGACCGACGCCGGUCACACACCACACUUCGUCGACUUCCAGGGACGAUCCCGCGACAGCUACGCCUCCGAAUCCUACACCGCCGAAUCCUACACCGCCGUCGCACACACUCGACGCCGUUACACCGCCGUCGCACACACUCGACACUGUUACACCGCCGUCGCACACACUCGAUGCCGUUACACCGCCGUCGCACACACUCGACACUGUUACACCGCCGUCGCACACACUCGACACUGUUACACCGCCGUCGCACACACUCGACACAGCUACACCGCCGUCGCACACACUCGACACUGUCACACCGCCAUCGCACACACUCCACGCCGUUACACCGCCGUCGCACACACUCGACACGGUCACACCACCAUCGCACACACUCGACACGGUUACACCACCAUCGCACACACUCGACACGGUUACACCGCCGUCGCACACACUCGACACGGUUACACCACCGUCGCACACACUCGACACGGUUACACCACCAUCGCACACACUCGACACGGUUACACCGCCGUCGCACACACUCGACACGGUUACACCACCGUCGCACACACUCGACACGGUUACACCACCGUCGCACACACUCGACACGGUUACACCACCGUCGCACACACUCGACACGGUCACACCACCAUCGCACACACUCGACACAGCUACACCACCAUCGCACACACUCGACACAGCUACACCACCAUCGCACACACUCGACACAGCUACACCACCAUCGCACACACUCGACACGGUUACACCACCAUCGCACACACUCGACACGGUUACACCGCCAUCGCACACACUCGACACGGUUACACCACCGUCGCACACACUCGACACGGUUACACCACCGUCGCACACACUCGACACUGUCACACCGCCGUCGCACACACUCGACACGGUCACACCACCAUCGCACACACUCGACACAGCUACACCACCAUCGCACACACUCGACACAGCUACACCGCCAUCGCACACACUCGACACAGCUACACCGCCAUCGCACACACUCAACACGGCUACACCGCCGUCGCACACACUCGACACGGCUACACCGCCGUCACACACACUCGACACGGCUACACCGCCGUCACACACACUCGACACCGUUCCCACCAGUACACCGUCGGCAAACCCAAUGAGUCGAAGUUUAACAACGUCCCGAAUCCCAAACCGUCUCCCUACAAGCGGAAACACACCGAUCGUCCAGCAACCCAAAACAACAACAACAACAACACAGCAAGUACACACAGACACUCGCUCUCAGCCUGGAACAUACACGCCUUUAACACCCGUGAUCACUCCAACAACUCCACGCCGCACGCUCGCUCCAAAAAACCACAAAGAUUGGUCAUACAAGGGGCGGGUCUUCAUCACGGAGGACCAACCAGCAAUCACCAACGAGGAAACGUUCGAAGUGCUGUUGCAGGUGAUCCUGGAGGAGAACUCACCCCCGGACGCAGGACUUGUGGAGGUGGAGCCUUUUUUACAAAAUGUCGCAGGGUACCGAAGCCAGCAUGUGACCUGGCACAGUGGUCCAGUUCUGCAGUCCGUGGUGAUGUUCAGGACAGCGGAGGCGGUCUCCUGGCUCGGGAGGGCGGAGUCUCUCUUGCAGGAGGCGGGGCUGAGACCACUUCCUGCAGGAGGGGUUUUUGUGAGCGGCGUCCGGGUGAAAAACAUCACAGUGGGAGGUCCGCCCAGUGAUACGUGUUCUUGGUUGUUUUCUUGUCCGUCCGACUUCUACUGCGUCUCUCUCGAGGGGAACGUCACCUGUAGAUCCAUGUGCCACUCCGAGUACUGCAAGAACCAUGGUAUCUGCGUCCAUCACGCUGCACAGCCCCCGGUCUGCCAGUGUCCUGUGGGUGAGGAUUUUUGGUUCAUGGGUCAGCGCUGUGACCUGCGUAUGACCCGACAGAGACUGGCCGGUGUGUGUUUCGGUGUUUUGGCCUCCAUAGCAGCUCUGAUGGCGCUCCUGGCUUAUCUAGCCGUGCAGCGUUUUAAGAAAAAGCUCAUUCAGGCAAAAGCAGAGCAAACAAAGAGCAGUUACCGCAGGUUCAACCACUUCGAUGAGCUGUCAUCUCGUUUUUGGAGAAGAUCCUGGCCCGGAUCGGAGGACUCGCUGGAUAACACCGCGUUCAGCCGCUCUGACGAGUUACUGCACAUGAGAGCGAUGGACCGCGCCUGCUGUUACCAUGACGACACACUGUCCAUCGCCUCUACCUACCCGGAUAGCGUUACGCGCCUCAAUACGGUGUAUCCUCACAGCUCCCAGUACCAUUGGGACAUGAGCACGUGCAGCCUAGCGGACGGCGUGAUCGAUUCAGGAAAGGCGAGCGACCUGUCCGUGUGCAGCUGGCCGAUCGAACCCAUCCAGUGGACGCCUUUCCCUUUACUACAGCAACUCAGAAAUACAAACGCAGUAAAACCCUCUCGUCCUCGGUCGUACUGCGAGGGCAUGGAGCUGGUGGGUGUGGAGAAGAGCCGGACGGCGUAGCGAGGGAUCAGCGAGGGUCAUCACACCCACACACACACACACACACACACACACACACACUCACUCACUCACUCACACUCAGGACUCGGAUGAUGUAUUUACUUGAAAUUGUAGAAACGGAGUGUGUAACACAACGCGGUUUAUUUCGGGAGACGCUCUUCUCUUUCUCUGUGAAAGAUUAUUGUGGUGUUUUUGAUAUCAUUUGAAUUAAACGUUACUCUUUA
Messenger RNA from Ictalurus furcatus (blue catfish), 5562 nucleotides. Its product is annotated as mucin-2. The transcript has 10 exons. The record is from RefSeq and is a predicted model, not a curated record. Lineage: Eukaryota; Metazoa; Chordata; Actinopteri; Siluriformes; Ictaluridae. The coding region runs from base 1454 to 5338 and encodes 1294 amino acids.